Chelonia mydas (Green sea turtle) is the source of this 2301-nucleotide messenger RNA. RefSeq lists its product as uncharacterized. The transcript has 2 exons. The record is from RefSeq and is a predicted model, not a curated record. The coding region runs from base 1313 to 1987 and encodes 224 amino acids. NCBI's taxonomy places the organism in Eukaryota, Metazoa, Chordata, Testudines, Cheloniidae.
CCCUAAUUUUUUGUGUCAUCCGCAAACUUGAUCAGUGAUGAUUUUAUGUUUUCUUCUAGGUCAUUUAUAAAGAUGUUAAAUAGCAUAGGGCUGAGAACCGUCCCUGCGGGACCCCACUGGAAACGAUUCAUUUGAUGACGAUUCCCCAUUUGCAGUUACAUUUUCAGACCAAUCAGUUAGCUAGUUUUUAAUCCAUUUAAUGUGUUCCGUGAUGAUUUUAUAUCGUUCUACUUUUGUCAUCAAAAUGUUGCCAGGUACCAAGUCAAACGCCUUACAGAAGCCAGGUAUAUUACGUCAAGACUAUUACCUUUAUCAAUCAAUUUGUAAUCUCGUCAAAAAAAGAUAUCAGACUAGUUUGACAGGGUCUUUCUUCCGUAAACCCAUGUUGCUUUGCAUUAAUUAAAUUCUCUUCUUUUAGUUCUUCAUUAACCGAGUCCCGUCUCAGCCACUCCAUUAUCUUGCUCAGGAUUGAUGUCAGGCUGACAGGCCUCUACUUACCCAGGCCAUCCUGUUUACUCUUUUUAAAAAUGGGCACAACAUUAGCUUUCUUCCAGUCUUCUGGAACUUCCCCAGUGCUCCAAUAUUUACUGAUAAUCAGCAUUUAACAGUCCAGCGAGCUCCUCAGCCAGCUCCUUUAAGACUCUUGGAUGCAAGUUAUCUGAGUAGUAUAAGAUCCCUACCAUCAAUCAAACCCUAACUCCGCCCCUUGACCCCUUAGCCCCACCCACAGGAAGUCCCGCCCCCAUGGGUUAUUACUUCCGGGGUCAAGGCUGCCACAUGACCGGAAGCAAGGUGUGUCAUGUGACACCCACCCCACCCCUUUAACUCCACCCCUUGACCUCUGCCCCCCCACCGGAAGUCCUGCCCCAUGGGGUAUUACUUCCAGGGUCAAGGCUGCCACGUGACCGGAAGCAAGGUAUGUCAUGUGACCCCUCUAACAACUCCUCCCACUGCCCUCUACCAAUCACGAUGGGUUUCGCCCCUGUAGGACUUCCCCCCAAGAGGAGCUUUAACCAAUCAGGGCGAGUUCCGGAGCGGGGUGUCCUCUCCGGAAGUGGGUCUUGUAACCCCUCUAACAACUCCUCCCCCCACCCCGCUACCAAUCAGGAGGGGUUUUGUUCCGAGAGGACCAAGAGGAGAUUUGACCAAUUAGGAUGAGUUCCGGGGGCGGGGUGACCCGUCCGGAAAUGAUUCGUGUGACCCCUCUAACAACUCCUCCCACCAACCUCUACCAAUCAGGCCGGCCUGAGAGCAGAUUUGACCAAAAUAGGGCAGGUUCUGGGAUGGGGUGAGCCGCCCAGAAGAGGGGCGUAUGACCCCUCCGCCAAUCAGAGCGCAGCACCAUCACCCCAUAAGGCCCAGCGUCGGGCAGAAGAGGCUGUCUUUUACCAAGAGCUCGUGUUUUAGAAAUCGUGGAAACAUGGACUCCUUCACCACCCCCGUGAGAACUUCAGACUUUGUUUUAGCCCCGAGGGCCUUCAACAAACCGCGGAGAAAGCGCUACAUCAGCGACAGUUCCGAGGAGGAGGAGGGGGCGAUUGAGGGGAGCCCUUUGGCCAAGCCAUUGAUGGAUACCCCGGACCCUGAAACCCAGCCGCUUAUGGGGCCCCGUGAUGAGCGUGAUGGCCUCUUGUUGUCCACCCCCCGGGAGGAGGAAGGUGAUCGCAGCUCAGGGAAGUCACUAGUGGACAAGAUGAACGCUCAGCUCGAUGAUGCCUUUCUAGAGGACCCGGAGACCCUGGACAGCGUUGCACCAAGCAGCGAAGAUGAACCGGGCCCCCCUUGUUUUUGCUCAACGCCGAUACAAAAUGUUGAAGAGGACUCCGAGGAUGACGGCUAUGAGGAGUUUAGGAGGAGGCUUGGCAUGGAACUGACUGAGCCAGUGCCACGUCGUGAGCGUAACAAAGUCAUGCGGACUAUUGUAUGCAUUGCUGUUUAUUCUGUUCUUAAUCACUGUCUUAGGGAAAAGCUUUUUGAAGAUGGUUAGGGCUGUGUCAUAGAUGCACCAGGCCAGUGGCACCAUGACUGUGUGACUUGGACUUCAGUGGAUAUAAACUGCCAGCUCCGGGACCUGUGUGCUGAGCUGUGUUUGGAAAGCUUAUUAAACACUGUGAUUGCCAUAGGUUAUGCUAUGCAAUGUCUGUGCCUAACCCAAGAACAUUUAGCACAAGGGGUGACCUUGAUAAAUGCUGUGCAAUUCAGUGGAAACCCUGACCAUGUUUUAAAGAAAAUGACCAAACCAGAAGAUGCCUGCUUAGAGCGUUAUAUUGACCGUCUGGUCCGCACAAAAAGUUACAGAAC